Trichomycterus rosablanca is the source of this 1993-nucleotide messenger RNA. RefSeq names its product C-signal-like. The transcript has 6 exons. The coding region runs from base 828 to 1592 and encodes 254 amino acids. Lineage: Eukaryota; Metazoa; Chordata; Actinopteri; Siluriformes; Trichomycteridae. The record is from RefSeq and is a predicted model, not a curated record. Gene Ontology annotation, molecular function: oxidoreductase activity. Gene Ontology annotation, cellular component: cytoplasm.
AGCGGUAAAAAGAAACGCGCUGCAACCAGGGCUGGAUUCUGAGAGCGUGGUAUCGAAUCCAGCCUUGCUUUACCGGUUCGAAGCUGAGUGGCUAUAUGAGCAACGAUUGGCCGGUUGCUCAUGUGGGGGGGCGGGACAAAGAACCGGAUGUGGGUCUCUCUCUGUCAGAAUGCGAUCGCGUUCUCUGCCGGCUGAUUUGAGGCGCUUACACAGAGAUGGGAGAGGGUGCCCUUAGGGUGUGUCUCUCCGCAUGCAAUGCUAGGUGGCGCCAAACUCGUCAAUGUGUGGGUGGCAAAGAUGCAUCUGGCUGCUGCUCGUGUUUCGGAGGGGAUACGGGUUAGCUUCAAUCACCUCCGUCAGGGCAGGGUUCGGCAUAGACAGAGAGGAAGCACGAUGCUAAUUGAACAAUUGGAUGCGCUAAAAAAGAGGAGAAAAAGGGGUAAAAAUUAAAAAAAAUAAAAAAAUGUAAUCUUGAGUUAUAUUUUCAUUUUAUAUUUUGCUUUGCGCUCCAGUAAUAAUAUCCAGACUCAUUCUGCUCAAAUCCAUCAUUUCAGAAAUGGCAGAAAUGGAUUCAGUAACCAGUUUAGUCACGUUACUGGUCCUGAUUCGUCCUGACUAUUGAUUUUAGGGUUUGGGUUAACUUUAAAAUACAAAUCUGGCAACCCCGAACGUUUCCACUUUACAGUGACAGUGGACAGUAGAAAACUUUAUAAAUAGUUCAUUUAUUAUUAACUGUGUAGUUGUCAGCAGAGUUUCAGAGUUCAGAUCUCAGUGUGCAGUGUUACAGAGCGGAUCUUUAGUUCUGGGUUUAAAUAUUAUCAUUAAUAAUGAGUGUUAAUUUCAGUCAGUGUAAUUCAGUGUUAAUCACUGGAGGGAACAGAGGACUGGGACUCCAAAUCAUCAAACAUCUAGUGAGCAUCACUGACAGACCCAAAAAAAUCAUCUCAACCGCCCGAAACCCUGCAGCAGCUCAGGAGCUGCAGAAACUCGCUCAGUCUCAUUCUGAGGUUUAUAUUUUACCUUUAGACGUCGUUAACGAGGCGGGCAUCAAAGCUGCUGUAAAGGAAGUGGCGUCCAUCGUGGGUCCGGCGGGGCUGACCUGUCUCAUUAACAACGCAGGAAUGGCCAUUCAUGAUGAUGUACACACUGUGACGCGUGACAACAUGCUAACCACGUUCCAGUGUAACGCGGUCGCUCCGCUCUUCAUCACUAAGGCGUUCUUGCCGCUGUUGCAAGCGGCUGCAGCAUCAGUCGGUGGUGGCAGUGUGAUGGGGGUGCACCGAUCCGCCGUCAUCAACAUGUCCUCCACCCUCGGCUCCAUCCAGCAGAGCCGGGGAGAGACAUUCUGCUCUUACCGAGUGUCCAAGACGGCUCUGAAUAUGGCGACGAGGUGUUUAGCGAUCGAGCUGCAGUCGGACGGGAUCCUGUGUGUGGCCGUUCAUCCCGGCUGGGUGAGCACCGAUAUGGGAGGAGAGCAGGCACCCUUGAGUCCGGAGGAGAGCAUCUCGUCCCUGCUGGCUGUCAUCUCCAAAAUAAGUGAGAAGAACCAGGGGGAAUUUUUGGAUUAUAAAGGGGAUCGGGUCGCCUGGUGAAUUUUAAGGUCGGCGGGCUGAUGAAGGAAUCGAUUAUUCAUUUAUCCUGGAAAUUUGAGGAUAUUUAUGUGGUGGGUUUAAUAGCUUAGAUAUUGAAUUAUAUAACAGACACAGAAAAGCCUGAUUGUGUCUGAUUGGCUGGCAGGUUUGACGGGUGCAAUCGUUUUCUUUUUUAUAAGAGGGCAGCUGUAACAUAGAUCCAGUCACAAGUCUAAUCAUGGCUUUAAAUUAGAUUCUGAAUAAUUUUGCUUUUUUAACAUCUGGAGAAGCCUAAAGGCUGAUAUGCUGGUCGACUGGACUCCUUGUUGCUGCUGCAGAUGCGACCGCUGCUGGCAGACCGGUGUAACUGCACUAGUGGUGUAGAAUUGUAUAACUGUCCAAUAAACAGUUGUGAAACCUGA